This is a messenger RNA of Suncus etruscus (white-toothed pygmy shrew), 1125 nucleotides long. RefSeq names its product deoxyguanosine kinase (gene DGUOK). The transcript is spliced from 7 exons. Bases 7 to 840 code for a protein of 277 amino acids. The record is from RefSeq and is a predicted model, not a curated record. Gene Ontology annotation, molecular function: deoxyguanosine kinase activity; ATP binding. Gene Ontology annotation, biological process: nucleobase-containing compound metabolic process. Gene Ontology annotation, cellular component: cytoplasm; mitochondrion. NCBI's taxonomy places the organism in Eukaryota, Metazoa, Chordata, Mammalia, Eulipotyphla, Soricidae.
GGUGGGAUGACCGCGGGACGGCUGUUUCGGAGACUGCUGCGAGCGCGCUCCAGUGCCAUGGCUCAGGGCCCACUCGAGGGCGUGGCGCCCUCCAGGGGUCUGCACGCGGAGUGCAGGCCCCGAAGGCUUUCCGUCGAAGGCAACAUUGCUGUGGGAAAGUCAACCUUUGUGAAGUUACUCAUGGCAACUUACCCAGAGUGGCACGUGGCUACAGAACCUGUAGCAACAUGGCAGAAUGUCCUGACUUCUGACACUCAAAAAGACAGCACUACCCAGAGUCUUGGAAACUUGCUCGAUUUGAUGUACCAGGAGCCAGCACGAUGGUCCUAUACAUUCCAGACGUUUUCUUUUAUGAGCCGCCUGAAAAUUCAACUGGAGCCCAUCCCUGAGAGACUGUUGCAGGCCAGCAAUGCAGUGCAGAUCUUUGAGAGGUCUGUUUACAGUGACAGGUAUGUGUUUGCAAAGAGCCUUUAUGAAAAUGGCUCCCUCAAUGACUUGGAAUGGCACAUCUACCAGAACUGGCAUUCUUUUCUCCUGCAGGAGUUUGCCACUCAGCUCAGAUUACAUGGCUUCAUCUACCUCCAGGCUACCCCCCAGGUUUGUUUGAAGAGAAUGCACCUGAGGGCCAGGCAAGAGGAGAAGGGGGUUGAGCUGUCCUAUCUUGAGCAGCUUCAUGAGCAGCAUGAGGCCUGGCUUGUUCGUAAAUCAACCAGGCUCCACUCCGAUACUCUGCUCAACAUCCCAGUGCUGGUGUUGGAUGUCAAUGAUGAUUUUUCUGAAGUAGGAGCCAAACAAAAAGAUCUAAUGGAGAAGGUAAUCACCUUUGUAAAGAAUCUGUAGUCAUGUACUAUGAUAUGGACUCUCUGAAUUUCUUAAGCUAGAAAAGCACUGAACCAACUGUUGAAGUUCAGGCAUGACCGAGGUCCAGUGUUCCUGUGUGGUCAUCUGUGAGAAUGCUCCAAAAACUAAGGCAACAACCUUGGAGACAGACAGCCUGGCUCACACUGAGCCCAGCACACAUACUUAUAUAGAUUCGGUCAUUCCGAAUAUAAUGAUUAUAGUUGGAUCAAGCUGCAGACAAGUAUCUUUGUCUUCUGAGGCCAGAGCAGUGGCAGAAGUGGUAAG